CCUGUCAAACAUUGACAGUUUCACUGAGGUUAGACAACUUCCUGUUUCUUGGCAAUACGUCGAAGUUCAACACCGCGGACCCGCCGUUUAACGUCCUUCAGGUCCAGUGUGUCUGUCACUGCUCUACUCUCCACCGCUCAUAUAUGUUGUUUUGGGAGUUAUUGGCAAUCAACCAAUAAUGUUUGUGUGAAAGCUGCUCAGCCGGUUUCUUUCCAUUCCAACGGCUGCUUCUCUGGAAACAGUUUAAAGUGAAACUAAAGUUUUCUCCUCACAGUGUCGGCAGAUUAUCAGGAGGAGGAAAGUGACAAGUGGCUGUGAACUGAAUGUGUUUUUCAAGUGUUCGUUUAGUGAGAAGCAGAUUAAUGAGGACUUUGGGGUUGUUGUAGUUUUUACAGGAAGAUGAAGAUGUUUGUGGUGUUUGUGAUCCUCGUGCACGUUUCCCAGCAUGCCUCAGCUGUGGAGCUGUAUGAGGGGGAGGAGUUUGUCCUGCUGCCCUGUGAGUAUCACACAUUUGACAUGGACGACCCCACAGUGGUGUGGAGCCGCUACGAUCUCAAUCCUCCAACCGUCCACCAGCGUCAGCAGGAAGGUGAUGAAUUUAUAUACCAAAACCAGCUUUACAGCGGCCGAACAUCCAUGAUGGCUGACGCUCUGGAAACUGGAGACCUCAGCCUCAAUCUGACAAAACUCCGCCUCUCUGACAGCGGCACCUACACCUGCACCGUCAGAUCAUCAAGAGGAAAACAGAGAGUGAGAGAAGUACAGCUGAAGGUCAAAGUUUACCAGCAUGCCUCAGUUGUGGAGCUAUAUGACUGGGAUGAGUUUGUCCUGCUGCCCUGUGAGUUUCAAACUUUUGACAUGGACGACCCUACAGUGGUGUGGAGCCGCUACGAUCUCAAUCCUCCAACCGUCCACCAGCAUCAGCAGGAAGGUGAUGAACUUAAAGACCAAAACCAGCUUUACAGCGGCCGAACAUCCAUGAUGGCUGAUGCUCUGGAAACUGGAGACCUCAGCCUCAAGCUGACAAAACUCCGCCUCUCUGACAGCGGCACCUACACCUGCACCGCCAGAGCAUUAGGAGGACAACGGAGAGUGAGAAACAUACAGCUGCAGGUCAAAGAACGAUUUCCAUCCUGGGCUAAAGCUCUCCUGGUUCUCCUGGUUCUCCUGGUUCUUGGUCUUAUUGUUGGGGGUCUUUUGGUGCAUUUUCGGCAGUAUUUCAUGUCAGUCUACCAGGUGGAGGUGGAUUCAGGGGAGGAGUCUGUCCUGCUGCCCUGCAAAACCACAGUUCACCUGCCUGAGGACGUCACAGUGGAGUGGAGGGACAGUGACAACUGGAAGGUCCAUGUGUAUCAGAACGGCUCUGAUCAGCCUGAAGAACAGAACCAGUAUUACAGAGACCGAACAGAGAGGAAGAGUAACCUGCUGGAACCUGGAGACCUCAGUCUGACCCUGAAAUACCCCAAAUACAGUGACACCUUCACCUGCACCGUCUACAACAGGGAGAGAAAGAUCCUGAUGGAGAAACAAGUGGAGCUUGAGGUCAAAGUCUGUCAGGUGGAGGUGGAGGAGGGGGCGGAGUCUGUCCAACUGCCCUUCAAGACCACAGCUGACCUGCCUGAGGAUGCUGCAGUGGAGUGGAGACGCAUUGAACCUUACAUGACAGUCCAUGUGUAUCAGAACGGUUCUGAUCAGCCUGACAAACAGAACCAGGAUUACAAAGACCGAACUGAGAUGAAGGAAGACCUGCUGAAAGCUGGAGACCUCAGUCUGACCCUGAAAUCCCCCAAAGAGAGAGACACAGGAACAUACUGCUGCAACGUCUACAACAAGGAGGGAAACUUACUGAGAGAGAAAACAGUGCAGCUCACAGUCAGAGGGAGAACCAGGAACAGAAGCAGCUCCAUUGAUCCAACUCCUCUGAUGGCUGAUCAAUCUGUUUGAUUGGUCUGUUGAUCAAUCUUUGAUUAUUGAUCUUGUUGAAGGGGCUCAAAGGAAGAGAAUGUCAACGUUCAGCUUUCAGUGUUUCCUCUCUUCAUCGUCUGAAAUAACCUGCAGUCCAUACUGUGAUUGAUUGAUUGAUUGAUUGAUUGAUUGAUUGGUCUCAUGUAGCUCUAUAAUGUUUCUCUGAUGUUUGUGUAUUCAGCUUCUAUACAUAUAUAUCUGGCUGUGUCUCAGGAGGUAGAGCGGGUCGUCCACUGAUCAGAAGGUUGCUGGUUCGAUCCCCGGCUCCUCCCGCUGCAUGUCGAAGUGUCCUUGAGCAAAAUACUGAACCCCGAACUGCUCCUGAUGCUGAAUCACUGUAUGAAUGAGUGAAUGAGUGAAUGAGUGAAUGAGUGAAUGUAUGAAUGAGUGAAUGAGUGAAUGUGGCUGUAGUGUAAAUGGCUUUGAGUGGUCAGAACACUAGACAGACACUAAGUUCAGUCACUUUCUGUGAUUGAAUGAAGUUAUUGUUUGAGUGUCAGUCAGCUGAACUGUUCUCAUGUGUUUGAAUCCAUAAAGUGUUGUGAGCAGAUGAGUUAUGGAUUCGAUCAUUUCACACUCUGUUUAGAGAAUGAUGAAUAUUGAGGAGAACAACUGUAAAUAAAGCUCAAAUGUACAGAAAUCAUUUCUCCACUCUGACAGCAUCAUGAAAAUGGAUCUAAAGCUGUGAGAAUGAUGGAUUCAGGAGGCAUCAAAACUUUGAUUACUACUCUCUUCUGAAAUAACAAAAGUGCUCAGUGUGACGGCCUUAUUGUGUUCCUCUUGCUUGGUUGUUUACUCUUUGUUUCAGGUAGUAAGGGGUGGAGCUGAGAUUACUCUCUGCUGCAGCUCACCUGAGCAGACUCUCUCACUCUCUUCCUCUGGCUGCUGACUGAACUGUUGGGUUUUGUUUGUGUUCCGGGUUUUACAUUCAUACAUAUACACCUCACCCUUCACUCACAUAUUAAACUGUACUGAUUAUUUUGGUGUUUACUUCAUUAAAUUGUCAGAACAAUUCA
This is a messenger RNA of Dicentrarchus labrax (European seabass), 2981 nucleotides long. RefSeq lists its product as uncharacterized. Gene Ontology annotation, biological process: cell surface receptor signaling pathway; negative regulation of T cell proliferation; immune response. Gene Ontology annotation, cellular component: external side of plasma membrane. Lineage: Eukaryota; Metazoa; Chordata; Actinopteri; Moronidae. The transcript has 7 exons. The record is from RefSeq and is a predicted model, not a curated record. Bases 400 to 1944 code for a protein of 514 amino acids.